This is a messenger RNA of Onthophagus taurus, 11071 nucleotides long. It is a transcript of the gene tnc, whose product is annotated as tenectin. Gene Ontology annotation, molecular function: protein binding. NCBI's taxonomy places the organism in Eukaryota, Metazoa, Arthropoda, Insecta, Coleoptera, Scarabaeidae. The record is from RefSeq and is a predicted model, not a curated record. Gene Ontology annotation, cellular component: extracellular region.
AGUCGAGGAGCUUCGCACGAGUUCACUCCUGGUCGGUAAUCCGUCAGUUCGCACACACAACACAGGACGAAACGCCCGGCCGGCCGCCACUCAGUCGCUGGCUGCUGCUGCUUCUUCUUCUUUGCUCCUUUCCGCACUUCUGUGUCUACCAGCAGUCGAAUACGACGUAUCCUGCCAGCACAGUUUGCCAGAACAUCCAGUGAAGUGAAGGCGCGAUCUACCGCGAGCACCAAACAACCCUCUGGGUUUUCUGAAAACUUAGUUAUUCCUGCAACACAGAGGACUUGUGAUUUUAUCAACUCAAUUUUGAGGAACUUAGUGAUUCUCUGUGAUUCGAUUGAUUCGAUUUGUCCUGCAGCCCCGCUGUGGUUUCGCCGCGUGAAUACGUAUAGAGGACACGCCAUGGCGGCGUGGGUUACAGGGCUUCCGGCCCUGGUUCUUAUUGCGGUUUCAUUCCUACCGUCUUCAGUUCUUAGUGCUCCCGUCAUCGAGCACAAUACCGAAAUGGAUACGUUUUACCCCGUUGCGGACUCUACGGGAUGCUAUUACAAUCUCCACCAUUACGAUGAAGGAGACCGAAUAAUAACGAACGAACCUUGCUUGAACUGCACUUGCCACAAUCGAAUGCUAAUGUGUUACCUGCGAGUCUGUCCGUUUAUCAAGAAGAUUGGAGAGAACUGUAGAGAGGAGAAACGGCCGGACCAGUGCUGUCAUGUUAUUACCUGCCCCGAAGUCACAGUCCCGCUGUUGACGGGAUCCAGCGAAUCCAGUGACAGCGCAGUUGGACACUUAGAUACUUACGGAUGCGUCAUCGAUAGGCUUUUUUAUGCUGAUGGCGCCAGAGUACCUUCCGAUCCCAACAAACCGUGCGAACUAUGCUACUGCAUCAGGAAUAAAACCGCAUGCGUAAUGCAAGAGUGUACGCUGCACAUCGAAGGCUGUAAACCUGUUUACCAAGAUGGUGUAUGUUGUCCUGUCCGAUAUGAUUGCGACCACCCAGAAAUUACGACAACGACCACUACAACAACUACAACCACUACUACCACGACCACUACAACACAGGCACCGUUGCAUUUACCAGAAAACGCCAAGUAUUGUAUAUAUAAAGAAGAAAAAUACGCAGACGGAGCUCUCAUCAAGAACGACGUUCCUUGCGAACACUGCUACUGCAUGAAGGGCGACAUCGUGUGCGCAGUACAAGAAUGCAGUCCCACUCCAUUGGACAAAGUGAAUUGCACUCGUCUUCCGCCAAAAGAAGGACAGUGCUGUCCGGACACGUACGACUGCGAAUAUAUCUCUGAAGAGGAUCUCACGACCACUUACCUUGAAUUCACGACGCCUGGUUACGUAACGGAAACCGAAAGAGAAGAAUUUAUCAAUUAUACAAGAAAUCCUGAGGUCGAACGUGUCGAAGACGACGUUUCGGCGGAGGAAGUAUCCACCGAAAGUAUACCAGAAAAAGAAAAGGAGGUAACACCCCCAGCUUCAGAGGAAAGCAAGAAAGAACAAGAAAAUGAAUUACCAGAAUCCGAAAGUGCAAGUCCACCGGAGGAAAAUGCAAUCCCAACCACAUUAGCUACUAAACCCGAAGACACAAUUACUACUACAACUGAGAAGAAACUUGAACUAAUUCCUAAGGUUGAUAAAUCCCAAGAAGAGGGAAUAGAUGACAGUUACAUACCGACAAGUAUACCAGAAGAAGAAUCACCAAGUGAAUCUCAAGAAACUAGCGAUGACCGUUCAGAAACACCAUCCUCAGAAGUAGAUGAAAAAGUGAAACAUGACACUACUAGUGCACUUCCGGUUGAUCAAACCGAUGAAAUAAAAGAAAAUCUUACUGAAGUACCACAAAAAGUCGAAGAAGCUGUAAGCGAAAAUGCUGUGCCACACGACGAUUAUGAACCCACAGAAGUACAAACAGAUGUUCCACUUGAACAUAGUGACUCUCAAAAUGAAAUUAAUCCUGAGGAAGAAGACACCCCAGCAGUGCAUGAUGAAGAUUCUGCUCCUGGUUCCGAAGAUGAAGAGUCAAAACAGAAACCCACAGUACCAACAGAACACACGAUCGAAGAUCAUGAAAUUCAUACAGAUAAACCAGAUUCUUCAUCACGCAUACCAAGUUCUGAUGAUCAAAUUUUGGAAACAACUGAAAAUGUAUCACCGGACGAGGAAACGGUACAUCCUGAAAGCACACCGCAACAUCAAGAAACACCACAACCUGAAGUAAUUUCAUUGACGGAAGAAUCUCCAAAAUUGGAGGAGACCUCACAGCCGGAAGACACACAAUUACCAGAGAAGACUGUAAAACCUGAAGAAACUCCAGAACGCGAACAAACUCCUCAACCGGAAGAAACUCCAGAACCCGUACAAACCUCCCAACCUGAAACUUCACAACCCGAACAACCUUCUGAGCCUGAAGAAACUCCGGAACCCGAACAAACUCCUCAACCUGAAGAAAAUCCUCAACCUGAACAAACUUCUCAGCCAGAUGUCACACAACCCGAACAAACACCUCAACCUGAAGAAACACCACAACCCGAACAAACAUCUCAACCUGAUGUACCACAACCUGAACAAACUCCUCAACCGGAAUCACCACAACCAGAACAAACUCCUCAACCUGAGGAAACUCCUGAAGUCGCAGUAACACCAAAACCAGAAGAGGUGCCCGAAUCGGAAAUAGUUCCUCAAACUGAUAAAACUCCAGAACUGGAUGAACAUCCUCAACCCGAUAAAACGCCUGAUGAAACUUCCCGGCCUGAAGAAACACCUGAUCUUGAAGCAACUCCACAACCCGAAGAAAUGUCUUACACCGAAUCAAGCCCACAGCCCGAAGAAACUCCUAAAUCUGAUGCAACGUUACAACCUGAAGAAGCACCUCAACCCGAAGAAUCUCCUAAACCUGAGGAAAUCGCACAACCUGAUGAUUCAACACAACCUCAAGAAACAUCUGAACUAGAAGGAACGCCUAAACCUGAAGAUACUCCACAAACCGAUGAAACAACUCAACCUGAAGAUGUUCCUAAACACGAAGAAACACUUAAACCUGAAGAAGCGCCUGUACCAGAAGAAACACCUAAAUCUGAUGAAACACCUCAACCAGAAGAAACAACUGAACCUGAAGAAGCGUCUCAACCUGAAAAAGCGCCUCAACCCGAUGAAGCGUCUCAACCUGAAGAUACGCCUUCACCUCCAGAAACUCCUACGGAUACAGAAACGUCUCAACCUGAAGUAACUGCUACACCUGAAGAAACACCUGAAACUGACAAAAUACCUCAAUCUGAAGAUAGUCCUAAACUUGAAGAAGCACCUGAAUCGGAAGUAACACCUCCACCUGAAGAAGCACCUCAAACUGAUGAAACACUCCAAACUAACGAAACACCUCAACCCGAAGAAUCUUCUAAACCUGAAGAAACUCCAAAAUCUGAAGAAGCACCUCAACCUGACGAAACAACUAAAUCUGAAGAAAUACCUGAUGUUGAGGAAACUACUCAAUCUUUAGAAAGUCCACAACCAGAAGAGACCCCACAACCAGAAGAAACUCCACAACCAGAAGAAACUCCACAACCAGAAGUAACUUCACAACGACAAGAAACUCCACAACCAGAAGAAACGACUCAACGUGAAGAGACACCUGAAGAAGAAUCCAAUGUAAACGAAAUUCCUCAACCCGAGCAAACACCAUCUUUAGAAGAAGCUGCACAAACUGAAGAAACCUCAAAACUACCCGCAUCAGAAAAUGUGACACCAGAAUCUGAGCAAACCAGUCAACCCGCGGAUUCGUCGGUUCAUCCUAGUGAUGAUCACAAACCAACAACCUUAAAAACACUGCUUUCUGAUGAAGAUUUAGUUACUCCUGUGUCAGAUUCCCACAAAUCUGACGAGACAGAAACCACUCAGAAAGAAGGAGAAGCAGAAACACCAACUGAAGCACUUCCAGAGAGCCAUGUUACUCCAGACGAAGAAGAACAACCUGAAGAGUUGAAUAAGGUUACACCUGAACAGGCAGAAACUACUACUACUUCAACACAGAAAGCAGAAAUAUCAGAAAAUGAAAUUCAUGAUGAAACUAAAUUGCCGGUCAUUGCAUCAACUGAAGGAAAAGUUGAAGUUGAAUCUUCUACGCCUUCUUUAUCUACAGAUUCUGCCGACGAAAUUCACCCUACAAAUGCUGCAAAUGAAGAAACGUUUAAAGAACCAGAACAAGAAAAAGAAGGAGUAACUGAACCAGAAGCUGGUGAAAGUGAACCCAGUCAUGAUGCUAAAGGAGAUAAUGAAGAACAAGAAUUAACAGAUAAACCCGACAAGGAAUAUACAACAUUAACACCUGGGCAUUCCGAGAUACCAGUUGAAACAGAAGAUCAAACGAAGCCCGAAGAAACUAACUUACCAGAUGAUAAUAUUACUCCUUCAUUAGAAGAAGAUAUAGAUUCAACAAAUCUAAGGACUAAUAUUCCGGUCGAAUCUUCCACCGAACAAGUAACUGAUAAAGAAUUACAAUUGCCGGUAGUGACAGAAUUGCCAUCCGUAGAAGAUAGUGAGAAAUCUGCCGUAUCAACUGAUAAGCCUGAUGUUGUGGAUGAAACAGAGGAGGAAACUGAAUUACCGAUAAUAAAAACAGAGCAACCAAGUGUACAUACUGAGAAAACUGUCACACCAGCAGAAGAACAGGAAACUGAGGGAUUACUUACGGCUACUGAAAAAGAAAUUGAAACUGAACGACCAAUCAAACCUGAAGAAUUACCUGAAAGUGAAUCCCAACCAGACAAACAUAUUCCGAUCACUGAGGAAGUUGACACAAAGAAAGACGAAGAAUUAGAACAGUCAACCGAAGAGCGUCAACCUGUAACAAGUGAACCAGAAAAAGAUGUGGAACCUGAGAAAAUUGAUCAAUCAUUGCAAGAACCUAUACAAACAGAUGACGUUACACUUGAAGCUGAACCUAGUGAGAAACCACAUGAAGCAGAAGAAGUUUCUAGUAGUAUACCGUCAGAUAUUGUUCCACAGCAACCCGAGGAGCCUUUAGAAAAAGCUACUAUAAAACAAGAGAGCGAACAACAGCCUACAGAAAGUUCUCCUAAAAUACACGAUGAAUCUGUAGCAACAUCAUCGGAACAACCUGAAAAUAUUCCAGAGGUAGCUACCGAGGAAGAAAUGAUGAUAUAUACAGAUGGUCCUCAUCCUACAAGAAAACCAAUAGAAUCUAUGGAUCAUGUCACCGAAGUGCCAACAGAGUUGGUGAAACAAGAUGAAUUACUAACACCAGAGGAACCAAUUGAGGAAACUGUAAAACCUGUUGUAGAAGAACUUCCUAAAAAGGAACCUCCCUCAUUAGACGCUCAUUGCGAAAAUGGAGUUUGUGUUAUUGAAGGAGAGAAGGUACCUGUAUUGAUACCGGAAGUGCAACCAUGCCCGGCGGGUGCCGUUUGUGGUGAUCAUCCCGAAGUUAUUCCAACGGAAGUAGAGCCUUGCCCGCCAGGAGCUGUAUGCGAAGUAACUGUUCCUGAAGUCAUUAUUCCUCCAGCGUUGUGUCAACCAGGAUCUGGAACGGGUUGCGAUUCAGCACCAGUAGUUCCUCAGGUAGAUGACUGCCCACCAGGAGCUGUGUGUGAAGUACCACAACUCCCAUGUACUUCAGAUAAAUGUGAACAACCAACGCAACAAACUCCAGAUUCUGAGAGAAAGGACCCAGAACUAGAAGCACCUCAUGUUAUCACGUCAACUUUCGAAGAAAAACCUACAACUCUUCAACCAUCUGAUGAGUCUACAGAAGUACCCACAACGGUUAAAUUAAUAGUACCGGAGACAGAAUCAGAAUCCAUUCCAGAAGAAGAAAAAUUAACAGAAAAGCCAGCCGAAAAACCAGUAGAAGCUAGUACUGAUGAAUCAAGUAAACAUGCUGAAGUUCCAGAACUUGCAUUAACUACAGAAAAGUCGGAAGAACCAAAAGAGACCACUGAAUUACCAGUGCAACCUGAAAAGUCAAAGCCAGAGGAAGAGGAAUUAGAAUCAGAAGAACCUGAAACAGCAACAAAAGAGGGAGAAAAAACGAGUGAAGAACCUGAACAAACAGGUGAUGAAUCUGAAAAAACUGCUGAUGAAUCUGAAAAGACGACUGAAGAACCGGAAAAAUCGGUAAAACCAGAUGAAACACCGGAGAAGCCUUUAACACCAACUGAAACACUUUCGGAAGAAGAACCAGCUCCCGUUUCUGAAGAAGCCAAGCCAAUCUCUGAAGAACCAACUGUAAGUCAAGAACCAACAAUCUUCAAUGAAGAACAAGAACCAGAAAAACAAACAGAAGAACCUUCUGAAGUAAGCCAAGAGCCUGAAAAUCUUACUGAACCUGUUAAACCAAUUAAACCUGAAGAACUCAACUUAACUCAAGAAGGUGAUUCAUCGAAAUCUGAUGAACCUGUUACACAACCGCAAGAGCUUGAAGUUGAGCAGCCGGUCAAAGGCACUUUAACGCCAGAACUAUCUUCUACAGAUGAAACAGAAGACAGCGACAAGCAAUAUCCUGAAGAAAAUAUUACCGAAUCUCAAGAUACUGAGACCGUUACGGAAACUGAUGUGUCCCAAACAGAAAGUAAACAACCAGAGACACCUACAACCGAAGAGCAUAAAGAAAGCAGCAGUGAGAAACCUGACAAAUCCAGCGAAGAACAGACCGACAUUCCAAAAGAACUAGAAAAUGUGUCAGAAGUUGGCGAAAGUGAUAGUCAUGAAUCCAAGGAACCUAGUGAAUCUGCCACUGAAGGAAGUGAAUCACCAACGGAGAAAUAUACACCAAAAGAUGAAAAGGAAUCUAGCGAAAUACCAGAAUAUUCAACACCAACAGAUCAAAAUGAACUGGAAAAAGGUGAAGCACCAACAGAAGGUGAAAUGGUAACAGAGAAAGAAAAUGAACAACCAGAACAAAAACCAACAAAAGAAGCUGAAUUGGAAGCUACAACCUUACUUCCAAAGGAAGUUUCUCAAGAAACAGUGCCGUCAGAGAAAGAACAAGAACAUACGUCUCCUACAGAACCUGCUGAAACUGAGUCACAUCCACAAGAUAUCCCAGAGGCUAGUACUAAACACGAUGUAGAAGAGACAGCUUCAACGGAAACCUCUGUUAAAGACAAUGAAGAAUCAGUUACUCAAGCACAUCACUUGUCAGAAUCAUCGUCUCCCGAAAGUACAGAACCUUCACCUGUUACAGAUGAAAGUCCAAAAGAACCACCAGCACGUGAUGUAGCACAAAGAAUACCUGGUGAAGGUGAUGCAGAUCAGGAAAAACCUAUUGAAAAUGAAAUAUCUGACGAUUUAGAACAAACAAAACCAACUGAAGCGGAAACAACUAAACCUGAACUUUCUGAAAAAACAAUUCCAGGGGAAGGUGCUUGUUUAAUUGAUGGGCAAACGUACGAGAAUAAUUCUAGUGUUCCCCCAAUUAGUAAAUGUCAACUGUCUUGUAAAUGUACGAGUUCAAUAUUGCAGUGUGAAUCAGUGGCAUGUAAUCCAGCUCCCUCAAAUAUGGAAAACUGUAUGCCAAUCUACAACAGUCCAGAAAGUUGUUGUCCAACCUAUAGUUGCACUAUGCCAAGUACACCUGGAUUGGAAUCUGAUAGCCAUCUAAUGGAGGAAGUUACCACUGCGGAACCUGCACAAAGACCUGAACCAACACUAAAUGAAAACAUCACACCAUCACAUGAAAAGGAACCCGAAGAAACGUCAUCAAGCAGUCUCGCAUCAGAGGUUGGACUAAGUACGGAAGUUCCAGUAAAAGAAGUACAACCAGAAGUUGAAACAAGCACACCUAUACACGAUCAACAAACUCUGAAAACAAUUGCCCUUGAUGAUUCACAUCCAACUGAGGAACAACUAGAUCAUGAAGAAACUGAUGUUUCAGCACCAAUUCCAACACAAGAUACGUCUAGUACACAUUUAGAUGAUGCUCACGACGUUGUGGAGAGCGAAGGCAGUGGAGAAAUGGAACCUACUGAAAAUAUACUUCCAAGUCAACCCGCAGAGAAACCAGAAGAACCUUCUGAAGCUAUACCCGAAACUGAUGAAUCGGAAAAAGAACCAUCUGAAACAUCGGAUGCUAAAACACCAGCACCAGAAGAAAGUGAUGCUUCAGUUACCGAGCAGGAACACGUAAAAGAAGACAGCGAACAAUCCAAACCAGAGGAUGUAAUAACUGAAAAGGCUGACUCUGAAGAACAAUCAAUUGUUACCACUGUAGGAAGUAUAUCUGAAGAUGAACAACCAUUAACGACAAAAUCCGAUAAAGAAAAGCCUGAAUUAUCACAUGAAGUUCCUGAAGAGGAUGUUCCUAAAGAGGAGAAACCUGAAAAAGAAAUAUCUGAAGAUAAAGAUAGUUUAACAACCGAAGAAACACAACCUGUUGAAAAAGAACCAACGGAACAAGAACCAGAAAUCAGUACUGAACAGGCUCCUAGUGUAUCCAAGGAACAAUUGACAACCGUUGCACAAGAAAUUAUUCCAGAAAAAGUUGAUUCAGUAUCUACAGCGGCACCUAAACCAACCGAAGUUCCACAAGAUCAAUCGCAAACUCUUCUACCACCUGUUUCUGUAACAGAGGAUUCGGUAGACGAAAAACAUUCUCCAGCGCCUGAAGAUUCAGAGGAUCUAGCUUCUACCACUCAAUUACUUCUAAGUGAAGAGGAACUGGCUACUUUUACUCCACUACUUACAGAUCAGAAACCAGAAACAGAUGAGAGCAGCGAAGAAGAUCUAGCUACUACCACUCAAUUAUUCCUAAGUGAAGAGGAACUGGCUACUUUUACCCCACUACUUACAGAUCAGAAACCAAAACCAGAUGAGAGCAGCGAGCAAGAAGCAACAGAAAUAAAUCAACCAUCUUCGCCUAGUAUAUCUGAUGAAAAUGAAGUAGUUCCAGAAACAAAUGAUAAACUUGAGGAUGAAGUAGAAAUUAAUACUCCUGAAUCAAUCGAUGUAGUAACUGAAGCCGAAAAAUCAGAAAUCCAUACCGAACUACCACAAGAAGCCAGUUCUGUGCCGGAUCUUAAUGAAAUUCCUAGCAUAACAGAACAACCUGAAGAAGAGAAGAACGAAGAAGAUUCGUCUUCGAAAGCAGUUAUUAGCCCAGAACCUGGUACUGAAAGUAAUGAUAAACCAAACUUAGAUCUAGAAGAAGAUAAUGAAAUCAAACCAAGCUCAGAAGUGAACCCUAUUGAAUCAUCACCUACCCAAGAACCGGAAAUUUUAGCGAUAACCACAGAAAGUGAACAAAAACAGGGUGAUCAUGAAACUGAAAAACCUGUUAGCGCUGAAAAGGAUGAAAGUGAGGAAAAUGAACCAGAAUCUAUUCCUACUGAAGUACCUGCGGUUAUAAAAGAAAAUGAAAAUAGUUCGGAGGAAACAGAAUCGGAAGAAGAUAAAGAUUCCAAAGAAAAAGAACCAACUAAAGAAGAAUCUGAAGAAGAUAGCUCCGAUGAAAAGGAGAAGGAACCUGAAAAGGAACACGAAUCUUCAUCUCCAUCCAUUAAACCAGACGAAGAAAAACCAGAUUUGUAUACGUCCCCUCCAGAACCUGUGAUAACAACGAGUAAACCCAUCAAAGAUGGUGAACUUAUGACUUCUCCUCCAAUUGUGCCAAGUGAACUUGAACCAUUGCUGACAACUCUUGCCCCACAUUAUCAUGUCACUUCUACCACACACGCUCCAGAUUAUUUUGUAACGCAACCAACAAAACUUCCUGAAGAAAGCAAUUUAGAUACUGAGACUACGCCAGACGAUGACUACGAAGAUGAAGAUCAUGGAGCAUUUGGACCAGGAACAUGUAGAUACGGUGGAAAAGUUUACGUCUCUGCUCAACAAAUACCAAGAGAUGAUCCAUGCGAUUUCUGCUUCUGCUUCAGAAGCGAUAUUAUUUGUUUGCAACAGAGCUGUCCACCUCCAAUUCCACGGUGCCAUGAAGAACCCAUCAGAGGAUUCUGUUGUCCAAGAUAUGAAUGCCCAGUUAAUAUGGGAACGUCAAUUAAUAUUACAACUACCACUACUACCACUACAACAACACUACCUCCGCAUUUCCUGACGCACGCGUAUCGGGGAUUAGCAUCUAAGAAUGGAUGUUUCAUCCAAAACCAAUCUUAUAAAGUAGGAGAAGUUGUUAAAUCUGCAUCUGGACCUUGUCUCCACUGCGUAUGUGGAGGUGAUGGGCAGAUGAAGUGUGAUCCCAAAGUGUGUAGUCCGGAGCCAAUGCUAAGGCAAAUGAUGGAGGCGUCAGUGUCGAGGAGAAGAUGAGCUUAAGUGAUUUUUAGUGACAAUGCACAAGUCAAGGCGGUAUUGUGCAAGUGAUAUUAUAACUCGAACAGUUUUAUAAUUAACAGAGACUCCUUAUUACAUUGUAAACUGAUCUACUUGCAUUCUCGGGUGCCAAAUCGAAUUAAGACUAGGUAUUUCGUGCCUUUUUGAUGAACCAAUGAGAAAUCAAGGCGAUACCUUAAUCGGACGGGGACAAUCAACGCACAAGGGUUACGCACACGUCAACGAUGAUCGAGUGAAUGUGACGAGUCCAAGUGAUCUUCAAGUAUACUACACAUAACACAUAGCAAAACAAAAUAAAUAACAAGUAAUAAGUAAUAACAAUAAUAAAACAGGACAUUACAAGUAAACACAGACUGUGAAUAGUUCGCGUGCCAACAAAACGCAAUUCUGAGUGACUGAUCACGCCGGCAAUAUGUAUACACAGCAUUUUGUAACUAGAAUUUUUUUGGAUGUGUCGUAUUUUGAUAGCCAUUUAAUAAUCCCGAAAAAAUCGUGGGUCCUUUUAUAUAAUACCUUUUAGUGGUUUUUAUUAUAUUUCUUGCGUAUCCUACGCGGUCUGGACAGUUUGACAGACAGAAAUGUACUUCUUUCGUUCAUUUACUUAUAUUGUCUAAGCUCUUUUUCCUCUUUUUUGUCGUUUUUAUAUAGUGUGUAUAUUAUAUUUCUGUCACUUGAACGUCUAGACUACAAUAUGUAUAUUCACGGAUGCUCAAAUAUACAAUUAAAUAUGUAGUAUUUAUCUAUAAUUAAUAAAUUAUGUACAUUACUACUA